GGGGAAUCUGUUCAUCCUCGAGUUUGUUGGCAUUGUCACAAACAAGAAAUUCUUGUGGUUGGAAUCGGAAAACAUGUUCUAAAAAUUGAUACCACAAAAUUUGGAAAAGCUGAAGUUUUUUCAGCGGAUGAACCUCUCAGGUGUCCUGUUGAGAGGUUGGUUGAUGGGGUACAACUUGUUGGUACUCAUGAUGGAGAAGUGACUGAUUUGUCAAUGUGCCAGUGGAUGACCACUCGAUUGGUAUCUGCUUCUGUGGAUGGCACGAUUAAGAUUUGGGAAGACCGGAAGCCACUACCAAUUGCAAUUCUCAGGCCUCAUGAUGGUAAUCCUGUUAAUUCAGCUACCUUCCUGACUGCUCCACAACGCCCAGACCACAUCAUACUCAUCACUGGGGGUCCACUUAAUCGAGAAAUGAAGAUAUGGGUAUCAGCUAGUGAAGAAGGCUGGUUGCUUCCUAGUGAUGCUGAUUCAUGGCACUGUACACAAACA
Nicotiana tabacum (common tobacco) is the source of this 489-nucleotide messenger RNA. NCBI's taxonomy places the organism in Eukaryota, Viridiplantae, Streptophyta, Magnoliopsida, Solanales, Solanaceae. The record is from RefSeq and is a predicted model, not a curated record.